AUGUCAGGAUUAUUGGACUUGGGAGCAGAAUCUGGACUUUACAAUUUGGGAAGAGAUAGACAGGUGGGCAGUCGAACCCAGGGAGAGUGCCGGAACCCGCCUGGGAUUCGCUGGAGCAGUGCGAGGAGGCUUACAGGAGAAUGGAGUUGGAGAAACGAGCACGGUGGCGCGGUAGGAAGCCCGAGAUGCGGGUGCAUCGGCCAGGCUAGAGUGGGCAUCGAGCCAAGUGCCAUGAAGACGGAUCUAUGCAUCUGGUCUCCAGUGCGUCUCCUUGGGCCGGCGUACAUGGCACCAGCCUUACACAUGGUGUCCCCGAGCCCAGUACUCCCUGUUCCUCCUCCCCGCACUCGCCCUGAGGUGCGUGUCCUCGGUCCAGUACCACCAGCGCCGGCCCGACGCACCAGGCCUACAGUGCGCCUCGCCUGUCCAGCGCCGCUACAGCCUCCCUCCUAUCCAGCGCUGCUAGAGUCUCCCGCCUGUCCAGAGCUGCUAAAGUCUCCCGCCUGUCCAGCGCCGCUAGAGCCUCCCUCCUAUCCAGAGCUGCUAGAGUCUCCCGCCCUGUCCAGAGCUGCUAGAGUCUCCCGCCUGUCCAGAGCUGCUAGAGCUGCUAGAGUCUCCCGCCUGUCCAGAGCUGCUAGGAGUCUCCCGCCUGUCCAGGAGCUGCUAGAGUCUCCCGCCUGUCCAGAGCUGCUAGAGUCUCCCGCCUGUCCAGAGCUGCUAGAGUCUCCCGCCUGUCCAGUGCCGCUAGAGCCUCCCUCCUAUCCAGCGCCGCUAGAGUCUCCCACCUGUCCAGAGCUGCUAGAGUCUCCCACCUGUCCAGCGCCGCUAGAGUCUCCCGUGACAGAGCCCCAGGUGACAGAGCCCCAGGUGACAGAGCCCCAGGUGACCGGGCCCCAGGUGACAGAGCCCCAGGUGACAGAGCCCCAGGUGACAGAGCCCCAGGUGACCGGGCCCCAGGUGACCGGGCCCCAGGUGACCGGGCCCCAGGUGACAGAGCCCCAGGUGACAGAGCCCCAGGUGACAGAGCCCCAGGUGACUGAACCCCAGGUGACAGAGCCCCAGGUGACAGAGCCCCAGGUGACUGAACCCCAGGUGACUGAGCCCCAGGUGACCGAGCCCCAGGUGACCGGGCCCCAGGUGACAGAGCCCCAGGUGACAGAGCCCCAGGUGACUGAGCCCCAGGUGACCGAGCCCCAGGUGACCGAGCCCCAGGUGACAGAGCCCCAGGUGACUGAACCCCAGGUGACAGAGCCCCAGGUGACAGAGCCCCAGGUGACUGAACCCCAGGUGACUGAGCCCCAGGUGACCGAGCCCCAGGUGACAGAGCCCCAGGUGACUGAGCCCCAGGUGACAGAGCCCCAGGUGACAGAGCCCCAGGUGACAGAGCCCCAGGUGACCGGGCCCCAGGUGACCGGGCCCCAGGUGACCGGGCCCCAGGUGACAGAGCCCCAGGUGACAGAGCCCCAGGUGACAGAGCCCCAGGUGACUGAACCCCAGGUGACAGAGCCCCAGGUGACAGAGCCCCAGGUGACUGAACCCCAGGUGACUGAGCCCCAGGUGACCGAGCCCCAGGUGACCGGGCCCCAGGUGACAGAGCCCCAGGUGACAGAGCCCCAGGUGACUGAGCCCCAGGUGACCGAGCCCCAGGUGACCGAGCCCCAGGUGACAGAGCCCCAGGUGACUGAACCCCAGGUGACAGAGCCCCAGGUGACAGAGCCCCAGGUGACUGAACCCCAGGUGACUGAGCCCCAGGUGACCGAGCCCCAGGUGACCGGGCCCCAGGUGACAGAGCCCCAGGUGACAGAGCCCCAGGUGACUGAGCCCCAGGUGACUGAGCCCCAGGUGACCGAGCCCCAGGUGACCGAGCCCCAGGUGACAGAGCCCCAGGUGACAGAGCCCCAGGUGACAGAGCCCCAGGUGACCGAGCCCCAGGUGACCGGGCCCCAGGUGACAGAGCCCCAGGUGACAGAGCCCCAGGUGACAGAGCCCCAGGUGACCGAGCCCCAGGUGACCGGGCCCCAGGUGACCGAGCCCCAGGUGACCGGGCCCCAGGUGACAGAGCCCCAGGUGACCGAGCCCCAGGUGACCGAGCCCCAGGUGACCGAGCCCCAGGUGACCGAGCCCCAGGUGACAGAGCCCCAGGUGACUGAGCCCCAGGUGACAGAGCCCCAGUUUGCUGCAGAUAGCGACUGGAACGAGCUGCAACAAACACUCAAACUGGACGAUUUUAUCUCAAUCUCUUCAGUCAAAGACUCCAUCAUGGACACUCUUACUGACAGUUGA
Molecule: messenger RNA, 2283 nt
Organism: Oncorhynchus nerka (sockeye salmon)
Lineage: Eukaryota; Metazoa; Chordata; Actinopteri; Salmoniformes; Salmonidae
Product: adhesive plaque matrix protein-like
Exons: 6
Coding region: 1-2283 (760 amino acids)
Source: RefSeq, a predicted model, not a curated record